AUGGGUGAAAGUUCUCUGAGAAAGUGGUUUGGCGGAACUCGGUUCAUCUUGGUUGUGCAAGGGCUAAGUAUGAUAACAAUUGGGUUUUUGUCAUUCGCUGCUACGAUCCUCCUGGUAACUAUGAGGGCGAGCGUCCCUACUAGAAUUGGAGGGCAUUUGAUAAAGCUGAUGAAGUUGAGAUGGUGGACUGGAACUUGGAACAGAUUGGAUGUUGUUGGUUGA
Prunus armeniaca (apricot) is the source of this 222-nucleotide messenger RNA. NCBI's taxonomy places the organism in Eukaryota, Viridiplantae, Streptophyta, Magnoliopsida, Rosales, Rosaceae. The record is from the annotation of a GenBank genome assembly.